Messenger RNA from Ambispora gerdemannii, 417 nucleotides. The record is from the annotation of a GenBank genome assembly. NCBI's taxonomy places the organism in Eukaryota, Fungi, Glomeromycota, Glomeromycetes, Archaeosporales, Ambisporaceae.
AUGCCUUAUUUCGCAAAGCGAGUAAGAGAAAUGUUUGCUGGAAAAGUGCAGAAUAUUAUUAUUCCACAAUAUCCUAGAACUGCAUUAAUUCGAGGAUCUGUUUAUUAUGGAACAUUAAUUGAUACGACACAAGAAUUCUCAAUUCUUUUCUCGCCAGUUUCUCCCUUUGCGAAUCUAUUGAACGUAAAUAUUUAUGUCACCGAAAAGUACGAUGUAAAGUUGUGUUCGGAUGAAGGUGUAAAGAUUUUCGGAACGAUCACUGUCAUUCUUCCAGAUUUUGUUGAAUCUAUUAAUGACAUUCUUGCGGUUAAAUUGACCUUUUAUAUUGGAAAAAAUGAGUCCAGAACUGUCGCAAAAGCUUCACAAACUGACAAAGAACUUAAAACGAUCUUGGAAUUCAGUAUCGAUUUUUCUUAA